AGCUGGGACAUUUACACCAUUCUCAACAAAGAGGAAGAUGUUUUUGCCAAGAGUGCAAGCCAGUGCAUUUAUCCGCUGAUUAACUUUGGUCUCAGAUAAUCAGCUUUAUCAGUUCGAGAAGGUAAUGAACAUUCUGUGAGUUUUUUUCCAUCAAGCAAGCGCGAGUGUUUCCAUCUCACUUCUUCAAAGUUUCUUCUGCAUCCCAAAGCCUAUAGGUGUAUCCGAGUCAGUCUAUCCUGGUGAUAUCUGUCAAGACAUUCUGGAGUCCCUGUCAGACAAAGUAUCCUGGUGCGUCUGCAUGAAAACCCAAAGGUGAUACUUAAGUGGAUAUACAGUUUUUCACUCAUCUCAACAAAAUAAAAACAAUUAACCCAAUCAGUGCUGCAAAAUGAUGCAAUGAUUUUCUUCAAGACCCUCUUCGUCUUUAAUCUCCUGCUAUUAGCAAUAGGGAAAGAUACCUUCUUUGUGUCACCACCACACAAGAUUCAUGCUUUCACAGGAUCUUGCAUACUGAUUCCAUGUGCAUUUAAUAUCUCUGAUUUUGAGAGUAAACUGACCACAUUUGGAUCAAUUUAUGCCAUGUGGAUUAAAGGGGGGACUCAAUUUGGCAGAGGUGAAUACCCAGUGGUUUUCAGUGGCACUACUAACACAACCAGGUUGCUUGAGAGAAUAGAGAUCACUGGAAAUCUCCAUCAGAAAAAUUGCACAACUGUCUUCUACAAUGUGAAUAAAACUCAUGCAGAUAAAUACUUCUUCAGAAUUGAGAUGAACAGCUUUAAAGUAACGUUCAAAGAGCCAUUUAAUCUGACUGUUGAAGAUACUCCACUGAAUCCACGGGUAUCAGAGUUGUCUGAGGUGUCAGAGGGGACAUCAGUGACUCUGACCUGCACUGCUGCUGCUCCCUGUCCCUCUCAGCCUCCUACCAUCACCUGGUCUCCUCCCACGGGGAACACACACACUCACAUACAGGAUGAGGAGAAUGGCAACAGAUCCCUCAUGUCUGUUUUGACCUUCACUGCUUCCCAUAGUCAGAAUGGGAGGAAUAUCUCCUGCUCAGCCUCUUACCUCAGACAUAAAAAGAGCCUUCUACAACGAAUCAGUAUUGUGCAAACAAUUAGAGUCCUGUUCUCUCCUGCAGAUGCAGUGGCCUCUGUGAGUCCUUCAGGUCCAGCAGCAGAGGGCAGUAGUGUGACUCUGACCUGUAACAGCAGUGAGGCCAACCCGCCAGUACAGAACUACACCUGGUUUAGAAAGGACCAGGACACACCUAUAGGAUCUGGACAAACCCUCACCUUCAAUCUCAGCUCCAGUGAUGAAGGACUGUACUACUGCAGGGCAGAACAUCCACAGGGGGGAAAGGAGUCUGCUGCAGUAACACUAGAGAUUAAAGCGUCAGGGCAUUUUCCACUCCCACUGGUUGUAGGAGGAAGUGUGGGAGGGCCUCUGUUAUGUGUACUGAUAUGGCUUGCUUUGAGGUGGCAAAAAUCCCAUCAGGAAAUAAAACCAGGUGGCCAUCGCCAGAGCUGUGACCCAGAUGAUCAAGGCCGUUCCAUUCAUGUCCGAGUUCCUCAACCUCCAGCUGAUCCUGAUGAGGCCGACUAUGAGAAUAUGGACGAUGCCGACUAUGAGGAUCCAGACGAGGCCGACUAUGAGGAUCCUGAUGAGGCCGACUAUGGGGAUCCAGACGAGGCCGACUAUGAGGAUCCAGACGAGGCCGACUAUGGGGAUCCAGACGAGGCCGACUAUGAGGAUCCUGACCAGGCCGACUAUGAGGAUCCUGACCAGGCAGACUAUGAGAAAAUAGACGAGGCAGACUAUGAGGAUCCAGACGAGGCUGACUAUGAGAAUAUAGACGAGGCUGACUAUGAGAAUAUAGAUGAGGCAGACUAUGAGGAUCCAGACGAGGCUGACUAUGAGAAUAUAGACGAGGUCGACUAUGAGGAUCCACAUGGACGGAGAUGAAGGACACCAGAGAGGGAGAGCAGGACCGGGGUCCAGGCAGAGAGUCUGAGCCGACGCAGAGAGCAUCAACUGCAGCGCAAUUUAAAUCUGGGUUUGACAUCUCUACUCUUUUUAGUGCUCUAAUACACCUGACUGUUGAUUAAUGACUUUCAAUAAAUAAUCAUUUUCAAUAAUCAUUUUCAAUUAUGAAAUGUAACAACAGUCCUGUGAUGAUCGGCAUCACAGCAUACAUAAGCAGUGUACAGAGGUACAUUUUAGAGCACUAGAGUGUAAGGUCAAACUUGAGAAGUGCAUACAUCAGUGUAGCACUUUAAUGUUUGCAUUAGGGCAAUGAUCGCGCAGUCGCCAAAAGGUUCUUGGAUAGCAGUAGCCAAGAAAAGUUGUGGAUUUGAUUCCCAGGUGCAACGUUGUCCCCUUGAGCAAGGCACUUAAACCCUGAGUUCCAGGGUGAGCCUCAUUACUAUUUUUUGUUAAAAUUGCUUUCAGUCAAAUACAUAAUAGUGACUGCAUUUGUCAUUAAUAAUUCGUUUAACUUUCUAUUGCAAUUAUGAUGAGCUUAUUAAGCCUUUCCUUUCCCAUUUCCUUUUUAA
Sardina pilchardus (European sardine) is the source of this 2552-nucleotide messenger RNA. RefSeq names its product myelin-associated glycoprotein-like. NCBI's taxonomy places the organism in Eukaryota, Metazoa, Chordata, Actinopteri, Clupeiformes, Clupeidae. The transcript is spliced from 8 exons. The record is from RefSeq and is a predicted model, not a curated record. The coding region runs from base 397 to 1962 and encodes 521 amino acids.